CCGAGCGCCCGGGACCUGACGCUCCGCUUUCAAGCAGUCGCGGAGAAACGCCAGCCGAGCUCAGCCCCAGUUAUAAAUUGUCUUCAGGGAGAGGUUGUAGACAUUAAGACCGCGGCGGUCUCAGGGCAUUGUCCUAGGAAACGCCGUUUAAGGGAAGGCGUAUUAGUUGUUGGGAGCGUCUUCCUUGCCCCGCCCCGCGCUCGCUGCCUGGGCGCGGGGCGAGAUCCCAGCUGGCUGGGAACCGAGACCGCGCUUCCCCAACGCCGGCGGUUUACCUCGUCUCUGCACCCCUAGGCGGCGCUGCACUCCUCCGCACCCGGUCCGCUCCGCUUUCCCAGACGGCUGCCAAGCCUCCAGUCUAGCAAGCCUAGCUCGCAGCCGGCCGGCCCCGGGCAAUUCCGGUAUUCGGAAGGCGAACGUCGGCGGUCUCUGCACCUCCAGUCGGCAGCAGCGGCCGGUCGGCCCUCGUUUUUUUCUUUUUUAAAACCACGGCUUGUGAUCUCCAGGAGUCCGGAGCAUGGUCCCGGGUCACCGCUGGUGGAACGAGGACGCCGAGAGGGAGGGAGGAUGGUGGGCUGGAGGGUGGCGGUUCUAUGUUUGUGGGUCUCCUGCGGCUCUGCAGCGGGACAGCUCGAAUACUCCGUGUCGGAGGAGACCGAACGGGGCGUAGCCGUAGGCAAUGUUGCCCAGGACUUGAGGCUGUCAGCGGCCGCUCUGUCCUUGCGGAACUUUCGCUUCCUUUCCAGCCACGGCGAGCCCUACUUCGAGGUCGAUCUGGCCAGCGGAAGCUUGGUGGUCAGAGAGCCGGCGGAUCGCGAACGGCUGUGCGGGGACAAAGCUGCCUGCGUCCUGACCUAUGAGCUGGUGCUGGAGGACCCGCUGGAGCUGCACAAGAUUCACGUUCACGUCCUGGACACCAACGACAACUCGCUUCACUUCCCUGCCGGCGACGUGCAGUUGCACAUUCCCGAGUUCCUGAUGCGAGCCCGUUUUACUCUCCCUAAUGCCCAAGAUGCCAACGAGGGAAGCAAUGGGGUGCUAAGCUACAGCCUGAGCCCCAGCCAGCACUUUCGCCUGGACAUGGGGUCGUGCCGGGUCGACGGCAGCGAAUACCCGGAGUUGGUAUUGGAGAAAGGGCUGGAUCAGGAGCAGCGUGCCACCCACCGGCUGGUGCUCACCUCCCGGGACGGCGGGCCGCCGGCGCGCUCCGGAGACGCACAAGUCACCGUCGUCGUGGUGGACACAAACGACAAUGCACCUGUAUUUGAGCGCUCAGUAUACCGCACCAAGGUGCCAGAGACUGCACCCAACGGGACUGUGUUAUUCCGAGUUCAAGCCUCGGACCCGGAUGAAGGCUCCAAUGGGGAAAUCCGGUACUCCUUAAGCAAUAGCACGCAGGCAAAGCUGCGACACCACUUUCACGUGCACCCUAGAAAUGGGGAAGUGCGGGUAGCUGCUUCACUAGGUCCGCCUGAAACGCUGUUGGAGGCAUACAUCGAGGCGAGGGAUGAAGGCGCCUUCGGUCUAGCCAGCACCACCAAACUGCUGGUGGAAGUGACUGAUGUGAACGAUCACGAUCCCGAGGUGAACCUCCCCACUUUCUCCAGUCCAGUUUCCGAGGACACCGCCGCUGGCACAGUGAUUGCUCUCCUUAGUGAAAGGGAUGAGGACCUUGGUCCCAAUGGUAAGGUUGUUUGUAGCAUGUCCACUGGAGGCCCUUUUAAGCUGAAGGCUUCCUUUGACAACUACUACAGCUUGCUGACUGAUGGGCCGUUGGACCGGGAGCAGGUCAGUGAAUACCAGGUCCUGAUCACCGCCUUAGAUGGUGGCUCGCCCCCACUUAGCACCCGCAGGACACUGACUGUGUCAGUUGCUGAUGUGAACGACAAUACACCAAACUUUCCUCAACCGAAACAGGAACUUCUUGUGGCUGAAAACAAUGGCCCUGGGGCCUCCCUAGGAUGUGUGUUUGCCCAGGACCCAGAUCUGGGGAAGAAUGGCGUCAUCUUUUAUGAGCUGUUGGAUAUUAUCUCUGAAGGGCAGGCAGCCUCUAACUUGGUGGCAGUAGAUUCCUCCAGUGGGGCUAUCACUGCCAAAAUUUCCUUUGACUUUGAGCAGCUCAGGGAGUGUCACUUCCAAGUGGAAGCCCAGGAUGGUGGCAUUCCUCCCAGAAGUGGAACAGUGACUGUGAACUUGUUUGUGGUAGACAGGAACGACAAGCCUCCAGUCAUCUUGUUUCCCUUGCCCAGAAAUGGCUCUGUCCCAGUGGAAAUUGUGCCCCGCUCUGCCAGAACAGGACACCUGGUCACAAAAGUGGUAGCAGAGGAUGCAGACAGUGGCUCCAAUGCUUGGCUUUCUUACCACAUCUCUCAGGCUUCUGACUCGAGCCUUUUUAGAAUUUCAGCCAAUAUGGGAGAGCUCCAUACUGCUCGCUUAGUUCUUCCCACUGAUGCAGUUAAACAGAGGGUGGUGGUAGUGGUUCAGGACCAUAGAGACCCAUCACUUUCCACCUCUGUCACACUGGGCGUUCUGUUGAGCAACUCUGUCCGUCGGGUCCUUCCAGACUUUGAAGAUGGCUGGGAAAAAGGCGGGCACCUUUCUGCCCAGAACCUGUAUUUAGUAAUUGCCCUGGCCUGUAUUUCCUUUUUAUUUCUGGGGUGCUUACUUUUCUUUGUGAGCAGCAAGUUGAGCCAGAUCCCACGUUGUUGCUCUCAGAGCUGCUGUCGCUCUCCAGAGGAGUUGAGAUAUGGGAGCAAGAUGGCUUUGAAUCCUUGCAUGACAUCUGCCACAAUAGAUGUCACCACAGUCGAAAGACUUUCUCAGACCUACCUCUGUCGGGCCUCUCUGGGACUUGGUUCUAACAAUAACAGUUUGCUGUUGCGUGGGGAAUACAGUGCUGCUGACCUGAGAAAUUUGGCCUCUGGGAUAGGACUGAAUGUGCCAAUAUCCUGUAUUCAAAUUCACAAUAGGAAAGGGGAUCAUGCAAAUGUCAAUGCCGUGGUAAGCAAAUUUUAUGGGAUUUGAUUCCGUUGACCAGGAAAUGACCACUAGCUAUUUCUGAAAUGUUUCUUAGAUGAGCCUUUGGCAACAUUUAAUCCAAUGAAUUGAAUGCUCCUGCUUAGCACCCCCUGUGCUAAGGAUUCUGGGAAGAUAUAGGCAUUAAAAGAGACUGACCUUGGCCUCAAGAAGGUUACAGUUUAUUUUUGAGAA
Orcinus orca (killer whale) is the source of this 3210-nucleotide messenger RNA. RefSeq names its product protocadherin alpha subfamily C, 1 (gene PCDHAC1). The record is from RefSeq and is a predicted model, not a curated record. Gene Ontology annotation, molecular function: calcium ion binding. NCBI's taxonomy places the organism in Eukaryota, Metazoa, Chordata, Mammalia, Artiodactyla, Delphinidae. Gene Ontology annotation, biological process: homophilic cell-cell adhesion. Gene Ontology annotation, cellular component: plasma membrane.